AUAAUCUGUUUACUUUGACAUGUAAGAAUUAUAUUUUCACUUCUUGAUUGAUUUUUGCAUCAAUAUAAGCAUGAGCAGUCACAAAAGGAAGAGCAAUUUGAAAGGAAGCAGCACGUUUAACCAGGAUGCCAAUGAAAUGGGCUUCAGUUCUUGUGCUGAUACAGCUGAGUUGUUCCUUUACCUUUGGGAGUUGUGGAAAGGUGCUGGUGUGGCCAACAGAAUUCAGCCAUUGGAUCAAUAUGAAGACAAUACUGGAUGAACUUGUUCACAGGGGACAUGAGGUCACUGUUCUGACAUCUUCAGCUUCUAUUCUUAUUGAUCCCAAUAAAUCUUCUGCUAUUAAAUUUGAGGUUUAUCCUAUGUCUCUUAAUAGAGAUGCUUUUGAAAGUCUUUCCAUGCAAUCGGUGAAGAAAUUGACAUAUUAUCCAACAGAUACAUUUUGGACAUAUUAUUCACGAAUUCAAGAAAUCCUUUGGGAAUAUUAUGCUUAUAUUAAGAAGUUCUGUGAAGAUGUAGUUUCAAAUAAGCAACUUAUGAGAAAACUACAAGCAACAAACUUUGAUAUUGUUCUUGCAGAUGCCGUUGGUCCCUGUGGUGAGCUGCUGGCUGAGCUUCUUAAAAUACCAUUUGUGUACAGUAUCCGGAACACGGCUGGCUAUAACUUUGAAAGAUAUAGUGGAGGACUUCUAUGCCCUCCUUCCUAUGUUCCUGUUAUUUUUUCAGAAUUAAGUGAUAAAAUGACAUUCAUGGAGAAGAUAAAAAAUAUGUUAUAUAUGCUCUAUUUUGACUUGUGGUUCCAAAUGUUUAAUGUGAAGGCUUGGAAUCAGUUUUACAGUGAAGUACUAGGAAGACCCACCACAUUAUAUGAGAUGAUGGGAAAAGCUGAAAUGUGGUUCAUUCGAACCUACUGGGAUGUUGAAUUUCCUCGCCCACUCUUACCACAUUUUGAGUUUGUUGGAGGACUCCACUGCAAACCUGCCAAACCCCUGCCUAAGGAAAUGGAAGAGUUUGUCCAGAGCUCUGGAGAAAAUGGCAUUGUCGUGUUUACUCUUGGGUCAAUGGUCAGUAACAUGACAGAAGAAAAAGCCAAUGCAGUUGCAUCAGCCCUUUCCCAGAUUCCACAAAAGGUUCUGUGGAGAUUCAAUGGCAAGAAACCAGAUACCUUAGGACCCAAUACUCGUCUCUAUAAGUGGAUCCCCCAAAAUGACCUCCUUGGUCAUCCAAAAACCAAAGCUUUUGUAACUCAUGGUGGAACCAAUGGCAUGUACGAAGCUAUCUACCAUGGGAUCCCUAUGGUGGGCAUUCCUUUGUUUUGGGAUCAAUUCGAUAACAUCGCUCACAUGAAGUUCAAGGGAGCAGCAGUGAGUCUGGACUUUGUCACAUUGACAAGCACAGAUCUACUUAAUGCUUUGAAGACAGUCAUCAAUGACCCAGUCUAUAAGGAGAAUGCCAUGAAGUUAUCAAGAAUCCACCAUGACCAGCCCAUAAAGCCCCUGGACCGAGUGGUCUUCUGGAUCGAGUUUGUUAUGCGCCACAAAGGAGCCAAGCACCUUCGCCCAGCUGCCCUCAACUUGACCUGGGCACAAUACUACUCUCUGGAUGUAAUUGGAUUCCUGCUGGCCUGUGUGGCAAUUGUCACUUUCCUUAUCAUAAAGUGUUGCUUGUUUGGCUAUCAAAAAUUUGUGAAGACAGGGAAGAAGGGAAAGAAGGAGUAGAGUUCCUUGAGACCUAAGGCUAUUAGGCAUGGUAGGUAGGCUCACUCUCUUUAAUUCAACCACUAUGGUUCAAGUUGCGAGUUAUUCUACCUUCACAGGGGAAUAAAUAUGAGUGUUGUUGUUUUUUGAUAAAUUAUUCCUCAAUAUUCAUCAAUUUUAUUCAUCAAACUUAAGAGGCAAUUGUUGCUGGGGUCGUAAAGACAGAUUAUAUUCAAGGUUUGAUUCAUGUUUUGUAAAUCCUCAAAAGAUUCUGCUUUGGUCCUGAUUUAUGUAUAAUUUCAUAACUUUUAAACAAAAUGAGACUCAUCGGAGUCUCAGACUACUGAUUUGAGAAGAUCAAAAAGCCUAAAUAUUUUACUGUGCAUUUUCACAAAUUUCUUCUUUAUAAGUCAGAUGCACUCAAGUAGAAUGCAGUUGUCCCUCAGGAAGCAUAAAACAUUUCUUCAUGGAAAUUUUCUUUAUUUCUCAUAUUUUGAUUGGUCCUAACUGACCUUCUAUGUAGAAUUACAAAACCUGAAUUAAAUCUUUGGUUAAAAGAACAGAAGAUAUUUUCUACACAAGAGUUUAAAUAUGCUGGAGUUACUGUCCUUGCUUUCUUGAACAACACUUCAUAAUUGGAUAGUAAGACACAAAAGUCUUAAAAUCCAACAAUCGCAAUUACUGAAUAGAAGGGUAAUACCUGGGAAGGGAUGUGUCUUCCUACAAUUGCCACCUUCCAGGGUUAUUCCAGUCACCUCUAUUGAUGAAACUUUCCUAUUCAGCUAGUUAGUAAAGGAGAAAUGUUUACAAUGUCCAGAUUCAAUACCACAAAGCUAAAUUUGGAGGUGAGAGGCAUUAAAUUGCAAACUGACGCAACAGAUGACAGUGUGCCAAAAUUUCUCAUUUGUUGGAAUCCCAAAGUGUUUGUACCUUUGGGCCCUGCCUUACAGUAAGAUUCAGAUGAGCAAGGGGCAUGACUUUCUUUUAAAAAUGAAGUUUAUGAAAGCAGGGUAUGUGGAGGGAAGGCAAUGAAUAGGGAGUCCUGACAAAGAUCAACAUACAGUAGGUCCACUGGGUCUGCAGCAAGACCAGUGGUCAUUUACUUGAUCCCAAAAUGUAUAAUCAGAAUAGACAUAGUUGCAGAUUGGGUUUUUGGUUGCAGUAGUAGCUGGCUUAGUCUUGGUUGGGCUCAUGUGUAGACUUCAUCUCUGCCUUGAGCCCCACUCUGCUCAUGUACCGUCAAGCAGCACUGGAGGAGUUAGUUAUUUGAUGCCUCUGUAUUGUGGGUAUUAAUUUUUACCAAUCCAAAAUAUAUGAAAAUUAUCUCAUUGGUUUAGUAGUCAAACUCCUAAUUCUUUAUAUGGUUAACCAGCUUUUCACAUCUUUUUUGUAUGUUUAUUACUCUGUGUUUAUGACUUAUACUCAUUUUCUAUUGUGAUGUUUUUCUACUGAUUCUUCUUUGAUGUAAAGAUGUUAUAAAGAGUAUAUUUGCAUAUUUGCUAUUUAUGGAAAAAAAAAGAAAAAAAAAAAAAACACUAGCAUCCUGGGUCACAUAUUCAUGGAUGACAGUGACUCAGUGUAACUGGCAAAGAAAUGAGAUCAAUGAAGGUAAGGUGAACUUUGAUAAAAAUUAAUCUGAACCCCAAGGUCAGAAAAGAUGAGCUUCUGGAACUGAGUAUAGCAAUCAUAGGGAGGUCAUGGAAGUUGCAAGAGUCAGGGUAAAAAAAAAAAAAAAAAAUGAUGCAAACACAUUGAAUCAGAUCACAUAUGUUGCAA
Choloepus didactylus (southern two-toed sloth) is the source of this 3470-nucleotide messenger RNA. RefSeq names its product UDP-glucuronosyltransferase 2B4-like. The record is from RefSeq and is a predicted model, not a curated record. Bases 126 to 1715 code for a protein of 529 amino acids. Gene Ontology annotation, molecular function: UDP-glycosyltransferase activity. The transcript has 6 exons. NCBI's taxonomy places the organism in Eukaryota, Metazoa, Chordata, Mammalia, Pilosa, Megalonychidae.